Molecule: messenger RNA, 1094 nt
Organism: Phlebotomus papatasi
Lineage: Eukaryota; Metazoa; Arthropoda; Insecta; Diptera; Psychodidae
Exons: 2
Coding region: 198-1094 (298 amino acids)
Source: RefSeq, a predicted model, not a curated record
UAAUAAUUAUAAUUAUAUUAUUAUCUGAAGCAGCUAAAUCAUCUGACAAAAUAUCACCCGAGAUAUCUUCACAAUCUUAUGUGUUCACAGACUUCUCAGACAACUGUAACGGUGAAAUGUUUGCCGUGUUAAUUGUUCCACAAAAAUCAAUUAGAAACUCUUAAGUCUUUUCCCGCGAGGUCUACCUUCAGAAGUCAAUGGAUAAUCGAGCUAGUCUCAGUUGUAUAGUAUUAUAUCGCGCGAAAAAGAUGAAAAUCCUUAUCAUUUUGACUGUGUGCCUUUUUUCUCGAAGUCUUGCCGAACAAUCACAUAAUGAGAGUUUCCAUUCGAGAGAAAAGCGUUUCCUUAUCUUCCCACCAACCGCACCCACGCGUCAUCAAUUCAUUUUCGGGAUUGGUAUUCCCCUGGAUUUGGAAUCAAUUGCCGUUACCACUGGAUAUGUAUUCAAGGCGCAGUACUUUCUUCCUACUAAACCUGAAGAUUUACGCAUAAGUCCAAUCUGGGAAUCAAAGAAAACCCGCCGUGAUCUUCCGAGAGCUUACCCGGAAAAUCCAUUGGCCUCAUUUGAUGGCCAUAAGGAAGUGUACAAUGUGGAUAAGGUGCUUGUAGAAGAAUCCCAAAUUAAUGAGAAUUCAUUAGCUGUAGAUGAGGAAGAUUGGGAUUGGAUGAAAGAGGACAAGGGAGACAAUGACUCCAAUGAAAUAGAAGAUGUACCGACUUCAAGAUUCCCAGGAAAUGAUUUUAACAUUGAUCAUACCCGAUGGCAUUUGUACAAAGGAUUAGAAGCAAUUUCUAUUGAGCGCAGUUUUGGAGGCCGUGCAUGUGUUCUACGGGCAAUUUGUGAGACUGCUGAAGUACCCUUCAAUCGAAAAAGUGGAAUCCUGGCCGAACUUAUUCAUAUAAUCCUGACUCCAUCAACAACAAAUGAACCAUUAUCGCAGCAUUCUGAUAAUGAAUACUUCAGAGCAGAACAAAUCGGACGUUCUGGAAUUUCCUGCAGCCGGGAAUUUAGUGAAUGUUCAGUCUCCCUUCUAGAUAUUGUUACAUCUGUCCACGACCCCCUCGUGGACGAAAUAGUGAAAAUCCUGGCGUAG